Pocillopora verrucosa is the source of this 1874-nucleotide messenger RNA. RefSeq lists its product as uncharacterized. Gene Ontology annotation, biological process: N-glycan processing. The record is from RefSeq and is a predicted model, not a curated record. Gene Ontology annotation, molecular function: protein binding. Lineage: Eukaryota; Metazoa; Cnidaria; Anthozoa; Scleractinia; Pocilloporidae. Gene Ontology annotation, cellular component: glucosidase II complex.
UAGAACAAUUGACUUGUGGAAGCUGUGAGCAGGAUGCAAGUUAAAAUAUUGGUCAAAUGAGAUUUGUGAGAUCUAGGAAGUCUUAUAUUUUUAUCAGCUUCGGCCUUAUAAUAGCUCUUUUUCUUUUUACACACUGGAGAUCAUACAAAAUUCUUGUUGAAAAAAGUCACGAAGAAAGAGUGACACAUGCUAAAGACAAUAAGCUUGGAAGUCAUGAUCAGCUGAGCGGGAAGAUGACCCAGCAAAACUGCUCACCGGAAAGUGGCUUGCAAACAUCCGCCCACUGCAGAAAGAAAGGUAUUCUUGGGGUGGCACCCUCAAAUUUAUCAAGUUAUAAGCCUAACUUAAUGGGCCUCUUUGCAUGUUUGUCUGGAGAACUGAGCAUCAGUUGGACAUCUGUUAACGAUGAUUACUGUGAUUGUCCAGAUGGUAGUGAUGAACCAGGCACAGGAGCAUGUCCAAAUACAAGAUUCUACUGCGCUGGCGGAGAACAUUACUUGCCCUCUUCUCGUAUCAAUGAUGGAAUAUGUGACUGUUGUGAUGGAUCUGAUGAGUGGAAGAAAUUGACAGUCAGAGAAGAUGUGUUACAGAAACAUAACUUUGAUAUGAAAUAUGUGCCCUGUCAAAACUUCUGUUGAUGGUUGUUUUACCACACAGUAGAUAUUUGAAAGUUCAUUUAAAAGUUCUUUUCUAGGAUAACAUAGGCUGUAGUUCAACAUCCAAAUGAUGAUAAUUUAACUGUUUCUCUCUGUAACAGUUAAAGUGCUGUCUUCACAAUGCUGACCUUCAGCUUGACAUAGAUGAGCUUACAGACAGAAAAUUGAUCACACCUUUAAAAAAAAUCUGCGAUAGCAAACAAAUUUCAUGUUAAAGAAUACUUCUAGAAGAGAAAACUGGGCUUAGUGCAACCUCUAGAGAAACUGGCUGACAAAAGUCAAUAUGCUUAAAAAUAACUAGAGUUAAAUACAAGAGGACUGCAUAACUGGGUAUGGUAAGAAUCGUGCAAAAGUGAAGGGGUAACUGACAAGAAACAACCAUAAACUGAAACAAGAACACUAACAAGGAGUUAUGAGAAAAGGAAAGAAAAUACUGAGAAGCACAAAAUUCUGUUUACAAUUAGAAAGCACUUAGAUCUUACACCCUCCUUCAUGAGUGGUCAUUGUAAUGGAACUAGGCAAGCAAAUGUCAUCCUUUCAAAAUAUCACAUAUCCAUAAAAUUUGUCAACCAUUAAACCCAACCUUCAGUAUGCAAAUUCUUAAUACUAUUUGACAAACAUUUCCUUAGGUCAUGUCUAGGAGGAUUUGGUCUGUCUAACAGUCAAUAGUAUUUCUAUAUGGUGGUUAUUUUCCUCUAUUAUUGUGACUUUAGUUGUGAUUCAAGGGUGAUAUAGUAAGGAGUUAUUGGUUGCAAAUCACUUUUAGAGGUCCAAAAGUUUAGGAAGCAUAAAAUGCACCAGGCAUCCCGACCAGACUCUGAAAAACAGCAUUAUGUGAACCUAAACAUACAGUUCACUGGAUGAUGCCAAAUUUUCAGUUCACUGGGAGUACUAGGGGCAUUCACAAGCUAGACUUCAUUUAUUUGUACUAGGGUUGUAAAUUUGUAAUUGCUUGUUCAGCAGAUCUCUAAAUGCAAUGAAAAUUCGUGACCCGUGAAAAUUCUGGGGUUAUCAUAAUGACGCUGGUAGUGUUAAAAUAUUCAUGCCCCCAGCACGACUCUGAACAUCUUUUGCCAAGCAUUAUGUUCCAAGUGGAUUGAACAUCUGUUAUGGUAACAUGUCUUCAGUUUAAGCGAGCUGAAUACUUCUGUACAACAUGUUUUUGGAGAGAGUACACUUAAUAAAAAGUAUUAUUAAGUAAAGAUGAAUUUUUAAGUA